This is a messenger RNA of Zingiber officinale, 663 nucleotides long. Its product is annotated as pterocarpan synthase 1-like. NCBI's taxonomy places the organism in Eukaryota, Viridiplantae, Streptophyta, Magnoliopsida, Zingiberales, Zingiberaceae. The transcript has a single exon. The record is from RefSeq and is a predicted model, not a curated record. Bases 52 to 561 code for a protein of 169 amino acids.
CUCUCCUUUGAAAAUAUCAAUCAUCCUCUAGUUCUCUAGUUCUCCGUAGAUAUGGCUUAUUAUUGUUCAUUCAAGCCUUCUCUCCUUCUUCUCCUUUUCUUCAUCGCAACCUCUCAGGCGAAAGACGACUCUAUCACCCACCUCCAUUUCUUCCUCCACGAGAACGAUAACAGACCCAACGCCACCGCUAUCACCGUAGUCAACUCCACCACCAGCGACCCCGGCGGCUUCGGCAGCAUCGGGAUCUUCGACGAUGAAAUACGAGAAGGCUCGAGCGUUGACUCGAAGCUCAUUGGACGGGCCCAAGGCAUGGCUCCCGAGGUGUCACUUAGCGAGAUGGCUUGGCUCGUACUGAUCGACUUCGUCUUCACGGACGGAGAGUAUAACGGUAGCUCGCUCAUGGUUGUGGGCCGGGCUACGAUCGGGAGACCCGUCGAGCGCAGCAUCAUCGGCGGCACCGGAAAAUUUCGAAUGGCUAGGGGCUACACCAUUAAUAAAUUGCUAAGUAGUGCUCCGGCAGGACGCUUUAUCGCCGAGUACGAUGCUUAUAUCGUUCAUUAAUUAUGUCUCUGUUUUUUUGUUUCCAAUAAAGUGAAGUGAAGUGUGUUGCUGUGUUUAAUUUGUAAUCUCAAUUUCUCAUGAGCAUGUUUAAUUACUUUAUCA